AAUUUAUUAUUGUUGUUUUUAUAUCGAUUGUUAGGUUAUGGUAGAAACAUUAACAUAAAGAUAAAAUGGCAAUAAAUUUAGAAAUCCAUUUAAAAAGAGCGGAUAAGAUAUAUUACGAAGGCGAAAAUGUUUCCGGUAUUAUCGCUCUAUCAUCGAAUUCAGAUUUCAAACACGAAGGCAUUACCUUAACUAUGGAAGGUUCGGUUAAUUUACAAAUUAGCUCGAAAAAUGUAGGUAUUAUCGAGGCGUUUUAUAACUCCGUAAAGCCUAUCCAGUUAGUUGGUCUAACUUGUGAAGUUUGUGGUCCCGGUAGGUUGCCCUCAGGUUUAACAGAAAUACCAUUCGAAAUACCUUUGAAAUCUAAGCCUAACCGAACACUUUACGAAACCUAUCAUGGAGUGUACGUAAACAUUGGAUACAGUCUAAGGUGCGAUAUAAAAAGAUCGUUCCUGUCGAAGGAUUUGCAGAAAACUCAUCAAUUUUUGGUACAGUACAGACCGGGAUAUAACGCUACUCCUGAAUUACCUAUAAAAGAAAAAAGAACGCCUAUUAAUUUUGAGUUAAGCCCUGCUACACUAACCAGCGGAAGAUCCGGUGCACCAGAUUUUUUACUGAGAGGUCAUAUAGAAACUGUAUGUUGUAACAUAACGAAACCUUUGAAAGGAAAAGUAAUUUUAGCGAAAUGUGCUUUGCCUGUUAGAUCAAUAGAAUUACAGCUUGUUAGAGUAGAAACGUGCGGAUGUGCCGAAGGUUAUGCAAGAGAAGCAACAGAGAUUCAAAACAUUCAAAUCGGCGACGGGGAUGUGCCUCACAAUAUUCCCAUUCCUAUUUACAUGGUAUUUCCAAGGCUGUUUACUUGUCCUACUUUGCUCACCACCAACUUUAAAAUAGAGUUUGAAGUAAACUUAGUAAUUGUAUUCCAAGAUGACCAUUUGAUAACCAAUAAUUUUCCCAUUGUUUUAGUAAGAGAAUAAAAAGUCAAAAUAUUAGAAAAUAUAUUUAUCACCUAAUCGAAAUACAUUUUAUAUAACUAUACAUCACACGAUAAUAAUAUCUAAUAAUAAUUUGUGAAAUAUUUUUAAUUAAACCUAUUGGUAAAUGAAUCUUAACUUUUUAUAUCCGAAUAUUUCUAGUAUAAUCUACGUUUUGUAAAUAGGAGAACAGUAUCAUACAGAACACAUUAAAUAACUAACAAAAAUACAUUUAUCAUCUUAACAUUAAAUUUAGGUCCGUUCUUUCAACAUUGAAUAGUUUCUUACAGUACAAUGUAAACUAUGAAUCAUACUAAUAAUAACAGAUAAGGUAUACCAAUAAUGUAUACUAAUUUUGACGACACAGACCUUAAUUUAAGUUUACCUAACAUUAGGAUUCCGUCACAGCUAAUGCUAAAUCCGACACAAUAAUAUCAAUUUGUUUUUCUAAAGCUAGAAUAUGUCCAGUAUUACACGAAUCACUAGCAAUAAACGAAACUAUCAGCGGAAGCUUGUUCAUCUGUAUGACUUGGUAUUGGGAAUAGUUGCAAAUUAACGUCGUCGUCUUUCCCAGGCCCAAUUUGCUGCCCUGAUUUAUCGCCAGGCCGAAUGUCGAAAUAAAAUUCGGCCUGGCCGCUUGUUCGGGUACCUUAUCAUUUCCAACUUUCAACAUCGGAACACCUUCUCUGUCCGUUAUCAGUAUACAAUGCAGGUCGCUAACUUUCGUUAAAAUAUCUUGUAAAAACUUUCUCGCUUCUUCGACCAUGGUUUAAUAAAUAUUGUUAGAUAUUUUAAUAAUAAUAAUUUUUAGAAAAUGAAAAUUAUACUGUUUGGCAUUUGACAAUUAUGACGUUGACA
This is a messenger RNA of Phyllotreta striolata, 1829 nucleotides long. NCBI's taxonomy places the organism in Eukaryota, Metazoa, Arthropoda, Insecta, Coleoptera, Chrysomelidae. The record is from the annotation of a GenBank genome assembly.